UUGUAAGGAUUUUCGGCUGUCGCUAAGCUAACUUAAAUAAUUAAUAUAAUUAGGAAUGGAAGCUUCACAGACAAUAAUAGCCAACGAUUCCAUAACGUCAGAUAAAAUAUUACGACCUUACAGUUUUCUAAGAAAUAUUCAUAUCCCACGAACAGUGCUGGUUAUAGCGUCUGAACAGUGCCUGUCUGUUCCACAGGAUUUAAAGACAUUUACUGAAGGUGAUAAUGGGGUUCAUGUCUAUUACACGAAGAAACUACCAUUGUCGAACAACAUUAAUCUCCCUAUAGAAAGCAUUGUCCUGGUUUACAAAAUUUUUGAUAGAGACAGCUUAAAAGCUAUCAAAGACAGUUUACCUUAUAUUGAUGUACGCUAUCUUGUGGGAAAAUGUUUUAUAUUGGUAACAUCAGAUAAAGAAUUUUGCAGUGGUGAUACUGAGGAAAUUGAAAAUUUUGCAAGCUCUUAUCACUUGCCUAUUCACUUUGUUUCUAAAACACAGGAUGCUGGCAGUGAUGGUAAACCUCGUCUCCAGAUCCCUUCCAACUUAAUGGCCAUUUAUUGUCCACCUGUGGGGAGCGAUGUCAACAGCUUGAUUAUUAAUGCUACUAUUGCCAGGAGUUCUCAGUGGGUCAAAGAUGGUGGAAAUACACAACUAACCUGAACUUCUGACUAUAUAUUUUAUGUGACUUGAAUGUUUUCUUGACUUGAAAUACAUGCAGAUAAAUGUUUUUUGUAUCAUUUCAUGUAGGCCUAUAUGACUUAAGGAAUUUAAAGUUUUAACUAAUAUCCAGUCUGGGUACAUGAAUCUGUUAUAACCAGAACACUACUGAUACACAAAACAAUAAAAAUGCUGUAAAUAAGUGCUAAUUUAUUACAAAUUUACAAUGUAUUUACAAAAGAUUGAUCACAAUAUUAUUACAGUUGCCCUUCACACCGGACUGAUGUUUCAGAAUUAUUUCACUACAUCCUAUUCAAGAACCAUAACCAUUUAACUUCAAAUUUAAUGUGAUGUGUUUUUAUUUUUUGGUUUAGGUUAAUUUUAGUUUUAGAAUUUGAACACAUCUGUCCCAUAGAAAUAAAAGUAAUGGUCUUGAAUAUAACCACUUACAUGAAAUGCAACUACAUUUUUAUUCAUUAAAGUUAACUUACAGUAAUAAUAGACUUGAAUAUACAAAUAGUCAUUCAUAUAAACUGUUACAUCAUUUCAGUUUCCUUGUAAUUCUACUAAACAUGUCUAAAACUAAAACAAAAACGUACAGUUUAAAAAUGACUAAAAAUAUGUAUAACAAAAUAAAAGUUAAAGGAUACAUCUGCACACAACAAAUGAUCAGUGGGCUAUAAAAAUUAGAUCUGAGACAAUUUUUUAUGCAAUGAUGUGGUAGAAAUAUAUAGCUAAAAGUACUAGCUAGAAAAACUUAACUUGAAACUUUGUCACAGAAUACAAUCAGCCCUACGGUUGCCUCAUUAAUGCAAUUCUGUGACUGGCUAUCCUCACACACAAGGGAGAUUAUUUUGAGUCACAUCUUAAAAUAACAAGUCUAGGCUCAGAAUUUUUUUACAUAAAUUAAAAAGGCUAAAUAAUGUUAAUGUGGUUAGUUUAGCUGGUAUAUCUUGUCUCUGGAAAAUAUUCCCCAUUAUCGUCUGUGUUUUCUAGGUCUGAAAAUUGCUGCAAAUGAUAUUUUGUAACCUGCAACAGAAAUAAAGUUUAUUUUGAACUGUU
Molecule: messenger RNA, 1717 nt
Organism: Physella acuta
Lineage: Eukaryota; Metazoa; Mollusca; Gastropoda; Physidae
Source: RefSeq, a predicted model, not a curated record